Molecule: messenger RNA, 10287 nt
Organism: Pelobates cultripes (western spadefoot toad)
Lineage: Eukaryota; Metazoa; Chordata; Amphibia; Anura; Pelobatidae
Source: the annotation of a GenBank genome assembly
ACGAACUAAUAAAAUCAUUACACCUCCUAGUGCUCCAUGUAAGCCAUGACUACAGUACACAAGCAUGAAGCCACCGGUCUUGAGAUCACAUGACCGAAGUCACCUGACACGACUCAACAUGGCCGCUUCCAGCAGCAGUAUCUGGAAGCAGAAAGUGGAUCUUUUGCAGCAUAGGUGUGAGAGCCUCUGUACCGGAACUGGGGAUGGUGAGACCAUGAACGAUCAUUAUACACCCUCAGGGGCUCACGGACAUAUACAUUUACUUAAUUAUUCUUUGUAAGACUUCCUGUCAGUCUCAAAGUGUGGGCAUAUCACUGUAUGUUGUAAACAUCAUGUAAGGAUAAUGUUUCUCCAUAGCAUUGUCAUAAUUACGUGCUGUCUUUUUGUGUUGUUUAUUUAUUUUAUUUUAUUGCAGAUUGCAUUGUAUAUCAUUUACUGCCAUUCAUUUUCGAAGCUUGAUGUAUUUUUAUUUUUACAUUACUUUUAUUUUACUAGGGAAAAUGCUUAGAAUUGAAGAUGAUUGUCUUGUCUUUAAAAUAUAUUAAAUUAAAUUAAAUAAAUGAAUGUGCAAGAUCGGCCCGUUUGUUUCCCCCAUUAUCUAUUCACUAACUGUAUGUAUGUACUCCACUUUCUACUUUAAUUCUAGCAAAAAUGUAAAAUGGCACAAUUACAUCUCACUUACCUGUUUCAAAACAGAAAAUUACAGCUUGAUAUUUUGCAUAGAAAGUGAGAAGGCCAAUCACAUAAUCUAUAAGAGAAAAACCUGAUUUGUCUUUCUGGUUCAUUUGCUGACCUUAUUCCUCUCUGGUGAUUUGAAUGCAGUGAGCUGACAGCAUCAAUAUUCUUCCAAAUAUUUCUAAUACUGCUCUUGGAAGCUUUUGUGGAAAAAAAUAUAUUAAUAAUAAAGUUGCAGUGCAGUGAAAUAAAAAAAUAUAGGUGAGGUUCUGCUGUAAAGUUAAAGGAACACUCCAAGCACCAUAACUAUAUUAGCAAACUGUAGUAAUUAUGAAACACCCUUAUUCGCCCUGGGCACCGCUCCCUGCCUCUGCUACCAUCUCUCAAGAAACAGAAGUUCCUCAACAGAAGAUCUACGCUCUGCAGUGCAUUAGCUGCGGGCUUAAAUAUGAAUCUUCAAGAACUAGUGGGGUUCAAAUUUUAUCAUCUGUGCCCGUUUCUGAGAAAAUAAAAAAGAAUGUCGGUUUUGCGGUUUCACGUAAGUUGUAUAGGGUGGCUCAUUUUCUCCAUGACUUUGUUUGAUGUUGCAUAUCCAUGUCUAUAGAUGAUAGGAUGCCUCUUUGCUAUGGAAGAGCUGUCACGGAGGGCUGUGGGCAAUUCCCCUCUUGACCAAUGGCAUAGGCUUUGUGGUCUGCAGCGCCAAAUCAUUCUAGUUGGGAUGUCUACGUGAAUAGUUCUGCAGUAGCAAGACAACAGGCAGGAGUUUUUCAGAGCCUUUGCAAGCAUGGCAUGGGGGCCUGAGUGCUCAGUACUUUCCAAGUCAGAACUAGUGCACUAGGUUAUAUCCCAGUGGACAGCAAUGGCUUAGAAUGACCAGGCUACAGUGAGUUUGAAAAAUAUCUCUGGGGGUGUUUGUCAGUGACUGCAGGGUUAGAUGAGACAAUGAUCAUAAAACUCACAACAUGCGAGGUGUUGUUCGUGAGAAACAAAGUUUGCAUAUUUUAUUCACAGAUCUUUGUAAAUGUUCCUUUAUACUGUUGGAGGGUUUAGGUAUAUAUGAAGGUACAUGAAACUAGUAAACUUCAUCUAUCAAAUAUAUAGUGUGUGCAUUCUCCAUAUGAGCAGUGUCACCCACAAUGAAACCUGUGAGUUUAAUGUUGUCAUAGCGGUAGAAGUCUGAAUGACAAGCCUUUGAUUGGACGUGUUGCUGCCCUGAUGUAACAUGGAGGUAUGGAAAGUCACAUCGGGAGCUUCUCCAGGCGCUGGAUUCCUGGAAAGUUUAUAACUUUAUUUUAUAGUGAAAGGGGAAAUUUAGCCCCAAUAGGGCAAAAUACAUCAUAAACACAGACAUUAACUAAAGGGAUGGAGUAAUCCUUUCAUUUAGUGGUGGCAUUUUAUAGCAUAUGUGCUUUGUUGUUCCGGUGGAGUAAGCAUUUUUAUGUUUGCUGUUUUUUUAUUAGAGUUUAGUUAAAUUGUGAUUUGGAUAAGUGUUUACACCUAAAUUGUAUUCUUUCAGUAUUUUGUAAGUUCUGAUUCUGAUUGUUCUUUCAUUGGUGACAGUGUCAGCUAACUGCUCUCAGCCAAUCAAUGAAACUUCGAGCAUGUGAUAUGCACAGAAUUGACAUUAGCCAGCUCAGAAUUCUCAUUCAAGCCUGAAGUGGAAUUACAGCCUCGGCAGUUAACCAAAAUAUCUCUAUUUAAUUUGUCUAAUAUUUCAUGCUAAAACACUACACAUACAGAAUCCUUGCACCAUAACCAGUUUGACACAUUGAAGUAGUCAUGGUGUUUGGAGUAAUCCUUUAAGCUAUCUUACAUGAUCUUUAAAAUACAUUGAAGGAAUAAAUGUUCUUUAUUGCUUUGAGCUUUGUGCUUCUUACAUUAGGUACCUUUCAUUCAGGAUGUAAUGGGGUUUACAUAGCAUGACCAAAGCAAUAUUUUGAUUUCCUAGAUCCUAUUUUAAUGAAAGCCAAGACUACACUGCAAAAACUGAAAGACCUUUCAUUGGACGAAACAGAGAAGUUCGAUAUUUCAUGUUUUCUGAAUUUUUAUAGCAAGGUAAAAUUUACACAUUAGACAUUUUUUUUUUAUUUCAGAGCACGAGAGAUGUGAGUCCUUUUAAAACUGACAGUUUAUGGUUGUCACUCCCUGAUGGCGGCCCUGGGUAUGGGCAUCAAUGUAAGCAGGCUAGGUAACUGACCUAUUGUUAGGCUUAAUAGUAUAGCAUAGCAAAAAAUAACAUGAGCACCAGGCAGAGAAUAACAUGCUGUUUUGCCACUGGUUAGAAACGUGAACUUAAACAUAUAAAAACAGGAGAAACAAAUACCACUGUGUUAGGCAAUGAGUAGGAGAGUGGCAUCAGCUUGUGUUCAAGGUAUCGCUAAAUUGCGGUAUUUGAGCUUCUGGUUCAGCCUAUACAGAUAAUGUCCCGUUUUCCGUGCAGAUUGUUUACGGGUGGCCCACUUAAUUUCUCCCGAUCAACCUAGGGCCGGAGUGCAGUCCCGCCCAGCCGAUUCAUACGUCUCUUGGUGAGCCGCAUACAGGACCUCAGUCCAAUAUCUGUGUCCAGGCGUGUUCUUGUCACGAUUUGUGAGUGCCCUCAGCUGGUGUGUUUAUUAUGAAUUUUAACACUAGUGUCUCUGUUUUGUUUAUUUAUAGGCUAUUUUAGAUAUCACUUUUUAUGAGGAAAACCAACUGGUGGAUGAAGAUUUUGUAUGUGAUGAUGCUUUGCAGAAAGUUGGAGAACUUAUUCGGGAUCUUUCAGAGCCAGAACGUUUAGCUAGAGAUGCUAAACUCCACAAAAAAGUAAGUUCUCAGUCUUCAAUAUGCUGGAUUUUAAACACAGAUUUCACUGGUCCCUUAAAGGGUUACUCGAAGCAACAUGAUCACUUCAGUGAUUUGAAGUGGUUCUGGUGCCUGGAAACUGUAGGUGCAGUAUUCAUUUUAAAGGAGUUUAACUCCUCUGCUGCCCUCUGGUGCUGGGAUGGCUAAUGUUAAUUUUGUGCAACAUUUUUUUGCAAAGAAUUGCAUUUAUUGAGAGUGGUCAGCUGAUGCUCGCAACAAAUGAAUGGUGAUGGCCGUGGCUUUUGCAGUAGAAGCAGUAAGCACGUCGCUGGACCACCAGGAAGCAUGGUAGCCAGGCGGAGACCCAGGUAAGGCCAAACCAUUGCGGGAAACAGGGUCAGUGGGCUGUAGGGGUUAGGAUGCUUGGAGUAACCCUUUAUGAAAUUACUUCUGUAAGGUAUAUUGAUCUGAGGUUUAUGUUUUUUUCUUACCUUUGUUUCAUUCUUUUUUUCUUUAAAGGAAUACUACAGCGUUGCGAAUACAAACCUGUAUUCCUAACGCUAUUGUGUUUCCCUCUUUGUUUAGAUUCAGGGCCCCCCUCUAAGAUAGCAAUAAAGAUUGUGGGAAAAAGGUUGUUUUUUUUUAACCUUUUUUUCCAGCAUUGCAAUAAUGUCCUUGCAUUUGUUCGACCUGCCUCCCGUGACAUCUCGCCAAUGCUUCUAAAAUUCCAGUCUAAUGCUCCGCAUGGAGUAGCAUUUGGGACUAGAAGCACGUUUGCUGCAGGACUUUUCUGCUUUUGGAGGUUAGCUGUGAGACAAAAAGGUAAGUUGUAGGUAACUAUAGUGGUGAAUUAAAAAUGAAUGUGGGCUGCUACAUAGUAUAAAAGCGACUUAAACGAAAAUCCCUAAAAUAAUCUAAACUAGUAUGUGCGCUCCUUAAUAAUAUUGUUUGAUAUAUGACCAAUGACAAGCAAUGUCUCUCAAAAGACAUUUAUUUAAUAAUAAAAAAUAAUAAUAAUGAAUAAUUAAAUCAGUAAUUGUUUUUAAUUCUUUUUUAUUAUUAAAUAAAUGUCUUUUGAGAGACAUUGCUUGUCAUUGGUCAUAUAUCAACAGUAUUAUUAAGGAGCGCACAUACUAGUUUAGAUUAUUUUUGGAAGGUUAGCUGAGAGAACCAAAUUUGACUAUCCAAAUUCUCACAACAGAAAGGCCUCAGGUGGACAGCCACUAGUGGUGUAUUUAACUCUGGAUGUAAGCAUAGAGGUAUCUACUAAACAGCAACUAUUUACAUUGCAGGGUUAAAACUAACCAGUGCACCCAGACUACUUUAUUGAGAUGAAAUGCUCUGGCUGCCUUUUAUUGGUUCUUUUACUCUUAUUAUUUGCUCUUUAUUUUCCCCAACAAUAACGACUAUGUACAGAUCUGUGCUAUUACAGAUAUUUGGUUCUUUAGAGCCUGCUGAUCAUAUACAUAAAGACCAUAUCCAGACAGAACUAAAUCAUUUUGGGUGGAUCAUAAUAGUUUUAAUGAGCACAGGAAAACAAGCACACAUUGGAUGUUACAGAGGCUGGCCCUUUGUGUGUGAUUAUCCUGUCCAUGUAAAUAGUUACUGUGGUUCCAUGGUGCUUUCUAACUAAAGAGUGGUAUGCGCAUUCUCUCCUGUUGGUUGAUUCUUAAAGAUCAUUGAAAAAAUACUACUAUACAUGGGAAUGUCAUUAUUAUAGUUUUUCUGUUUUAUAUUAUUGGUUUUUUUUUUGUGUGUAUUGAUUGCAUUCGAGUUAGCACCUACUGUGACCCUCUAUUCCUAAUUUCUAAGCUCACAUAACUAACCCUAGCUCAUGUCCUUAAUGACAUACCCAUACCACUCUAAUGCUAUUGUCAGUGUCACUUUGGGGAGCGAUCUCUAGGCACUGGAAUUAAUUCACAUCUUACAGUUAUUAAACAGUUUAAUGUUAAAUCAAGGGAUGGUGCCCAGACAGCCUAGGAGACAUAACAAUGACAGCAACCAAUUAUUCCAUAUCUGGUCAUUCUGCUAUGUACCAUUCUACUCAACUAACUAUGCGUGUGACAUCGACUUGAAUUGAUACCCCAGCUUGUUUCCGAUAAGGUUAUUUUCUAGAGGAACUUUUGAAGAACAUAUGCAGGCUGGACAUAGUUUAUUCAUUUAUUAUCAAAGCUAGAUCUGCUUAAGAUGCCCAUGCACCAUGAAGGACAAAAUGCCAAAUAUUAGGAGAAUAGCCUAAGUCAGCUUAUACGUGUUUAUUGAAAAGUGGCUUCAUAUAAAUAAAUAUAUAUACAAAGAAACACAUCUAUCUACCUUUUAUAGGCCCCUGCUAUUGAAGUGGAGGUGUUAGAAUGCCUGUAUUGGAGGAGAGGAGCUCUGCUCUACAUGUAUUGCCAGACAGUCGGUGAAAGAGAGUGUUGGCAUCUUAGAAAUCCUAGAACAUUUCAACAGGUAAGCUCUUUAUUAAUCAGAUGAAAUGAUCUGGGUGCCUGUAGUGUCCCUUUAAAAAAAAAUAUUCAUACUUGCCUUUACUAAAUAUAAAAGGUUCACCACUAGGGGGCAUCAGACAAGCAUACGGUAUAUGCCUGUACAUUUUUUUUUAUGUAGCCUGCUUUGUCUGUUGAAUGCAUGUUGUCAUUCGGGAAGCCUCAUCCAUCACUGUUACUUUUACAUUAGCAGCAUUAAUGAGUUACUAUAUAACUCUUAUUAUCUAUAUAAACGCUUAACAUAUCCCUUUCACAAAUAUAUGUUUAAGCUCAUCUCUUUGUUUUUAUCAAUAUAGUAUGCAUCAUUGCAUGUGCCCUUUUAAAAAAAGAUACCUACUUUUUUCUAAAAUUUAAAAUGUGCCUUUUUGCCCCCAAACAAUGAGUUAGAGCUUUUCAAAACAAAGAAGGGGAGGACAGCGAAAGUAAUUUUCAGAUUCAGACAGGGAUAGUGCAAACCACAUUAAACCAGUAUAUUUUCCACACACUGAUAGAAGGUAUGUUAAAUAUUGAACAUCUUGAAUGUAAAUCUAAGAGAUAAACUACUAACAUCAAGGAAAGGUUAAUGUGAUCACCCAGAAAACAAGAUAAUGCUAUAUGCGAUGCAUGGAUGUCAUUCUAGGGCAGGGGUAGGCAACCUACAGCACUCCAGAUGUUGUGGACUACAUCCACCAUAAUGCUCUUACAUCCAUAAUGCUGGCAACGCAUUAUGGGAGGUGUAGUUCAAAACAUCUGGAGUGCCGAAGGUUGCCUAUGCCUGUUCUAGGGUGUGUUCGCAGGGUCCCUUUUAUCUUUACUAAAUAUUACAAUGUCAUUGAUAUCAGUGUCUUAUAGAUGGAGUUUCUCAUCUGAUGAAAAUGCUAAAGAUGCAAAGCCCUUUGGUUCUGAAUGAUGACGUUUCAUUUCAAGAUUUAAAUACUGCAACUCUACUUAGUCAAGGUAACGUACACUGUUUACAUAUAGAAACCUUUAACUAGUGCAAAAAUGGGAGAUGGGUUGCACAGAAAUGAUCACAGAGUACUGAAACAUGGCCCAAGUAACACUAUUUGUUAUAGUGCUGGUCUUUAGUGUUCAUCUUACAGCUGUUUCACAAAUUAUUAACUGGGAAUAAAAUUAGUGUGGAGGAAGAGCUUUCAUUAAUAUAUUGCAAGUAUUUGGUAAAAAAAAAAAUUAAUCUGGAAUAAUAGAUCUGUCAACCCCUGGAAAAAACCUGUCACAUUAUAAGGGGCACUCUAAGCUCUAUAGUCAUUAACAUGUAUGUAUUAAUACAUUCUAUGUAAAAGUGUCAAAGUGCCAAAAAAAAAAGUGUGAAGUGACUCACCCAAAUAUUUUCAAUUAAAGGGAUAUUCAAGCCAAAACCAGGCACCAUAACGACUUGAAGUCACAGAAAUGGUCAUGGUUCUUGGCGUAAUCCUUUAUUGUUGAAUCUACUCUAUAAGAAGUUCAUGGGUCCAUUUACUAAUGCCGUCAUAUAGUCAUUAUAUCAUGCAGACCUUUUAAAUUUUGCACAUUUGGUUAGACAGUCCUGAUUUUGGAGUCCUUUUCGACUUUUGGUCUGUGAUAUUCCAUUUCUGGGUACACCAGAGACUGAUUACCCCAAAAUACAAUGUGAGCACAUCAUAACUGUCUAUAAACAAAGCAUUUAGUCCCUGCAAGAACUUUUACUCUUUACUCAUUGGUUGUACUGCUGGGUACAGGCUGACACGUCCCUUUUUUCCGUGCUUAUUUACCCCAUAUCUUGUCACCAGUGACAUGCAUGCCAUUACUGGUUGUUCCAUCCCUAUUUCCGCAUUCAUACUUCCAAAUUAUGUACAGUAGUAUUUCUGGAGUACAAUGGCAGAUUCGUUAGAAGAAGAGGCAAAAAACAUGGGCUUAUGUAGCAAAACAAACUAUUUUAUUUUUAAGUAAGUAUUAUUAAAAUAAAACACAUAAUAUACACAUUGAAACAUGUCAAGACCUGGAGUGCUUCUUUAAGAAUGAUGCAUGCUUAGCACAUACUAAACAUUUUAUUCUCUACAUUUGGCUUCUUUCAUUUGGUUCAACCAUUUCAUAAAAUUCAUUUAAAGGGGAAUUGUCAUAUUAGGAGAAUAAAGUUGAGACCCGAUUCAAGUUAUAGACUCCAAUAAAUGAGUGAAUGAAAAAUGUGUUCAGCUAGUAGGACUAGGAGUGAAUAAUGGGCCUAGUACAUAGAUAGGGUAAAUACAGUUCUGUUUGCUCCCAGUAGAUAAUUAUCAGAGUAUAAGGUCAACAAGCAUUUCAAGUCUUUGUUUAAUUUCAGUGAUUAGCAUUUGUAGAUAAAAAGACAAUUAAGACCCACAGUGAAAACAAAUAUAUCUAAACAAAAGUACAAACUCACACUCAUGAUAUCAAGGUAAAAUAUGUUUUGAUACAGAGAAAAGGGGCUUUUGAUAUAUAGUACUAGAGCUACUAUGAAUUAUGCACUGUUAAGUCAAUAAAGAUGCUUCGAAAUUAGAGGAUAACACUGUACAUUGCUUGUAAGUAAAGUGUGCAUUUUCAGUAUGUCAGUAAAGCCAAACAUUCCAAAACAGGCUGCAUUGUGCGAGGUGAGAAGUGGUUGUAAUGCUGGUUUGUUAACCUGUUUACCAAACCAUGUAAUAAUAACUUAUUUAGUCAUUAAAUAUCACUAUUACAUUUAGUUAAUAUCAUCUAGUCUGUACACUUGAAAGCCUUGGACCCGAGCAGCAAUGGAUAGCGGUGAUUGGCUGUGAGUGUCAGUUUACCACUUUCAGCAUAUUGUAUCAGUCAUUGCUGGGAUGAAUUAGUAUGACUAUGCAAGGCCUUAGCCAUACCUCCAGUGUGUGCCAAGUUGUGGGUGGGCAGAGACCCUUAUUUCUGACUUAAAAUACUUGAAAAUGGUUUAACACUGAAUAGAUGGACCGCGCCAGGGGACUUUAAGCACUAUAACCAUUUAGUGAUGGUAAAAUAGUUAUAGUGCCUAUAGUGUCCCUUUAAAUUUCUGAUUUGCUAAUGCUUAUAAUAGACUAAUACGCUGACUUUAUGUUCUCAAAAGAAAAUGUUUGUAAUUUGGCUUGAAACCAUUUUAAAUUUAAUGCCAUCUGACUUUUGUUUUUGUCCUUUCCCCCGCCCUUCUUUCCUUCUCUCCCCCCCACCCCCAUUUCUAGGUAUUUUUAGUGAUACCCACGUCUUGGCACUGAUGUAUUGUGGAGAGAUGUGCUAUUGGGGAUUGAAAUAUUGUAGUGAUUGUCAAUCUUCAAAUACAGGAUCCGAGUUUGGCGAUCGCUCACAAGAUAAAUUGGUAGCAUUUAAAGACGUAGGAGAGAACGUUCUGGAGACGUAUAUUUCUGUAUGUGAAGGACCUCUCAUCAGUCAAGGCUGGAACACUGAGAAAGCAAAGACUAUCUUACAGUUUCUCAAAUAUUGACAAGUGUAACUUUUUUCCUGUAUGCUUUUCUGAGAAAACAUUAUUUUAUUAUCUGACACAUCAUAUAAAUACAUAUUUAAAAUUGCUAUAUGUAAUGGUAAGGAAAAAAAACAGUUUCUUGUUGAUAUAAAUAAAUAUUUGUCUUAUAAAUUGGCAACACUGAACCUAUCAACACUUAAUUUAUUUGCAGAAGCUUAAAAAUAAGGCUUUUCUAAUAGAAAACCAAUGUUCACCUAACUCCACGUUUAGUAAUUAACCCUUUUAGGCUGACCAGACAACACUGGUAUGAAGAUUUCAAACGUCUGUUAGCCAAGUCUACCCCAGCAACAUGUACAGUAAACAUGGUGUGGUGGUGAGCCUUUAAGCACCUUUUACAAUUUGGGUUAAAAGUUGGAAAUAUUGUUCUUAAUCACAGCAUACUGUUUAACAGAUAAUCCCUUGAGUCAUAUAUCUUUGGAGGAUACCUUGUUUAUAACCAGCAGGUAUCACAAAUCAUUCAGGUCAGGAACUAGACACCUUUGGCAGAUUCAAAGGACACUAACUAACCAUGUAUUGUCUAAGAAGCUUGGAUUGUAGUUUUCAAAGUUUUGUCUUUAUCAUUUGGCAUGUUGUAUAGUUUAGUAUCCCAGUAACUUGAUUCUCUCUGACUUCGUUUUACAUGUUGGGUUUUCAGAUCCACCAUGUUGUUCUGGACACUUACCUCUCCACCACGGUGACAGACAAGCCAUGAGUAUUUUUUAUUCUGCAUACUAAAUGGCAGACAUUUACUGCCCACUGCCAUGUAUAAUAGAUUAAAAUCCUAGAAAACAUGGUGGGUUUUCCUGGGCAAUGCUGUACGUAGAGCUUAAGUUUUCAAGUCUUAUGCUACUAGACAGGCCUUAAAAGUUACAACACAAAAGUGAUUAUUAAAAGGCGAUCUAAUACAAAAUAUGUGCAUAAAACGAC